This is a messenger RNA of Lodderomyces beijingensis, 582 nucleotides long. The record is from the annotation of a GenBank genome assembly. NCBI's taxonomy places the organism in Eukaryota, Fungi, Ascomycota, Pichiomycetes, Serinales, Debaryomycetaceae.
AUGUCUACCCACGAUGACAAAACCAUAGCACUUUUGCACCUCCUAGACGAGUAUGAGCAACUAUCCAAUCGAUACCGAGCAAACUUUAUCCAAGGACACCAGAACUUGAGUCGCGCUAGUUUCCAAAAUAUCAGUGUCAGUAAAAGUCGCUUUGGCUUGGACAUGUUUGACUUGCGACCUUACCCAGCUUGUAAAACCAUUGAGUCUGGUGACGAAGCAAGCUCUUGUUUUGUUGUUGUUGACCGAUUGAAGACUCAGAAAGAACGAGAAGAGCAAGAAGAGCUAGAAGAAGAAACGAGCAGCGAAAAGGCGGAGCAGGCGACGCCGAUGGAGAUCAGUAAUAGGAAAACGAAGCUGCUGAAAGCAAAGUUGGAGAAAGACACACUGGUGGUGACAAUUGACGAAAAUGACGAAAAAGAACCCCAAUUUAAAGACCCGAUUGUCCAAUUUGGCGCAUUCGCCCCAAAAGAAUUGAAAACCAGCCAAGCAAACUUUAGCGCGGCGUUGCUCGAUUCAAUCAGUUUAAUCAACUUGCGGCACAAGAUAUCCAACUUGGUGACCGAAUUAGAGACGAACCAAUGA